UCUGAUCCUACUCUGAACAAUGGCAACAUUCCCCAACCAAACAACCAUCAAACAAAUAGCAUUCCCCUACCAAACAACCGUCAAACAAAUAGCAUUCCUCUACCAAACAGGUCCAACAAUUCUACCCAGCAGCCUAACCGUUCUACAUCAAAUCCUCCUCAUUCUCUUCUUACUCCUCCUCCUCAUCCUCCAUCUCCUCCUCCAUGCUUCCAAACCAGUGCUAAUUCAAGAAACCCAAGUACCCAGCCACGUCCUCAACCACAUCAAUUCCAACCCUGGAACCAUGGAGACUUUCGAUUAAUGUGGGUGCCAGAUGACCCAACCUUCCCACCCCAAACCUUCCUUUAAGCAUACCCCUCAGUACUGCUACACCCAUCACGUCAGAAUAAAUAAGAUGUCGAAUUCCUCCGCUACCGCUGAUGCCUCUGCUGCCGCAGCCUCUGAUGUCACUACAGCCCCAUGCAAUGCCCCAUCUACCACCCCAUGCAAUGCCUCUGCAACUGAUACCGCUACCAUUGAUGCCUCCGCUACAACUGACACCUCUGCCACAGCCUCUGAUGCCACUGCCGCCCCAACCGCAGCUGCCAACAAUGCAGAGAUAGCCGGAGCAAUCUUCAGAGAGGGUAGAGUAUUCAAACCUGUCACCCUAGAGAAUCUUGCCAAAAUGCCCAGAGGAGUACAGAUCAAUUUACGCUAUGCGAAACGUGUAACCAGUAUAAAUGGUGAGGGAAUAACUGCUGAAUUAGAAAGAGAGUAUGACUAUGCACGUUGUUUCAUGCCCAAAAUGUAUAUCAACACAGUGUUCAAAAGAGUGGGGGAAGAUCCAGUUGAUAUGACUGGGUAUAGUGUUAUUAUACGCGAAGUUUUACCUUUGAAAAAUCGUAAUCGUACACAUACAUUGGAAUUUUUCAAAAAUGGAAUUCUAUGUUCCGAAGCCUAA
Nilaparvata lugens (brown planthopper) is the source of this 940-nucleotide messenger RNA. RefSeq lists its product as uncharacterized. The record is from RefSeq and is a predicted model, not a curated record. NCBI's taxonomy places the organism in Eukaryota, Metazoa, Arthropoda, Insecta, Hemiptera, Delphacidae. The coding region runs from base 314 to 940 and encodes 208 amino acids. The transcript has 2 exons.